AUGUUGUCCAUUGCCGGUCCAGCUAUAUCAAUCUGGGUGAUAUUUGUCUUAGUCAAAGCAAUAUGUGGGUGGCAAGCCAAAAUACCCGGUCCCUGGUACACGAACAUCACCAGUUUUGUGUUGAAAUACCAUGAAUUCACAAAGAAUCGUCGACUUUGGAUUCAUGAAUUGCAUCAGAUAUACGGCCCAGUUGUUCGCGUGGCUCCUAAUGAAGUCUCAUUCUCGAACCUGGAAGGAAUGAAGGAGAUUUAUCAGAGUGGAGGGAGCGGGUAUGACAAGACUGAGUUUUAUGAUUUGUUCAAGCAAUAUGGGUAUCGGACGUUGUUUACGACGCCGAAUAAGGUGGAUCAUGCUACGAGAAGGAGGAUACUUGCGGACAGGUAUUCGAUGACAAAUGUUCUUCGUGCACCGAUGCUUGAGGGGUUUGAGCAGAGGGCUGCAUCGGUCAUGAAGCAAUGCGAGGCAUCUCGUAGUGGAUAUCUGGAUAUCUACGUCACCUUGCACUGCUACGCUUUGGACUGCGCUUCGCAUUUUCUUUUCAAUCCCGGCGGGACAGAUACUUUGAAUGACGAGGAAGACUUCAAACUCAUGAAAGAAUUAUCGUAUCACGAUAGCAUCAAGCAAAGAUAUGUCCAACAUUACUGGCCAGUGCUGAAUAAGAUCUUCUCGCCAUUCCUCAGUCCUAAGCGAGUCUCUCUGUCAAGGAGAUAUGUUCUUGAUCAGAGCCACCAGAAAAGCCCUCACGAGUCAUCUCUCAUGCAUAAGUUGCAGAGCAAGUCUUCCGAGCUCACCACAAUCCAGAUGGCAGCUGAAUGCAUGGAUCAUAUGGCCGCUGGAAUAGACACCACCGGAGAUAGUCUUUGCUUUUUGAUGCAUGAACUAUCUCUUCCACGCUCCGAGUGUAUACAGGACCACCUCCGCCAGGAGAUCUUACGGAAUCCGACUGCAAAGUUAGAUGAAUUGCCGUAUCUUGAUGCUGUGAUUAAAGAAGGUCUGCGUCUGUUUGCACCAAUCCCGAUGAGUUUGCCUAGAUAUGUUCCUGAGGGUGGCAGGACUAUCUGUGGUUAUGAGUGUCCCGAAGGCGCUAUAGUAAGUUGCCAAGCAUACUCACUUCAUUUAUUGAAUCCGGACGUGUUCCCGGAUUCAGAGUCAUUUAUGCCUGAAAGAUGGUUGCAGAAAGACGGAGAGGCCGAGAGGAACAGACUACUCUUCGCAUUUUCUGCUGGUGGAAGAGGAUGUAUUGGAAAACAUUUGGCAAUGGUAGAAAUGAAGACAUUACUGCGUAGGAUAUACGGGCAGUAUCGAACGACGAUAGCGCCGGAAAUGAAUGGAGACAUGUCAAUUCAUGAUCAGAUAAUAGCAUCCAGGCCGAAAGAUCAGACAUGUCUCCUAGUGUUUGACCGAGUAUGA
Molecule: messenger RNA, 1410 nt
Organism: Talaromyces stipitatus ATCC 10500
Lineage: Eukaryota; Fungi; Ascomycota; Eurotiomycetes; Eurotiales; Trichocomaceae
Product: cytochrome P450, putative
Exons: 5
Coding region: 1-1410 (469 amino acids)
Molecular function (GO): monooxygenase activity; heme binding; oxidoreductase activity, acting on paired donors, with incorporation or reduction of molecular oxygen
Source: RefSeq, a predicted model, not a curated record